Molecule: messenger RNA, 1005 nt
Organism: Eurytemora carolleeae
Lineage: Eukaryota; Metazoa; Arthropoda; Copepoda; Calanoida; Temoridae
Product: zinc metalloproteinase nas-14
Exons: 5
Coding region: 29-865 (278 amino acids)
Biological process (GO): proteolysis
Molecular function (GO): metalloendopeptidase activity; zinc ion binding
Source: RefSeq, a predicted model, not a curated record
AAAAUAAUAGAAAUAUGUUGUUUUUCAGAUGGUUGUAUUGGAGGUUGGGAUAAUUUUCAUUGUUGGAAUUUAUGGUUCCUUUGCCUCAGAAGGAUGCAGUUUUAGUUCAGAUUAUGUGAUUAAGAAGGCACCUGAGGAACCUGAGGGGGGUCAAGAUUACAAUUUUAAUCCUGUGUUUGAUGGCUGGUGGAAGAAUGUGCGUGGAGUGAUGACUGUUCCAUAUGUAUUUGAUAAAGCAAUAUCCAAUACGGGAAAGAGUGCUUUCGAGUAUGUAAUGGAUGAGUUUCAAGAAGGAUCCUGUGUUGAAUUUAAACAAGUUGACUCAACCUACAAAGAUCACUACUUACUCAUCAAAACAGGGGGAAGCUGCUUUUAUAAUCGCAAUGGUGUUGCUGGUCAUGUUGGAAGGGACCCUGAAAUACAGAAUGUUUAUCUUUACAUGAGCAAAGAGUUGUGCUCUCACCGUGGGUUCACACUGAAGGAUCUCAGGAUAUACUUUGGUGUACUACGUCAUGAGUUUCUUCAUGCAUUUGGUCUUCAGCAUACACAAAAUAGAUGGGAUAGAGACACUUUUAUUAAAGUCAAUGAGAACAACAUUAAAGAAAAUAAAACAUCCCAGUUCAAUAAAUGUAGAGAUUGCGAUACCUUUGGAGUACCAUAUGAAUGCAAUUCAAUAAUGCACUAUCCUCCAUACACAUUUUCCCGCAAUGGAUAUCCAACGAUAGAUUCUGUAAGUGAGGGAUGUGAUUUGUCAAAAAACCCUUUUAAAUUAACAUCAAAUGACUGGUUACUUCUUCAUAAAGCUGCUAAAUGUCAUGGAAGUCCAAAAAUAUUACCUGGCUGGCUUAAAAAUCAGAAUUGGUAAACUUGAAGAAAUGUAACAUUGGUGAUGUUUACAUUAAUUUUUAAAAUUAUUCUAAAGUUUGGGAUAUAUUUGGGUGAAUUGUCAUUGAAAUAAUAUCUGUAAACAAUUCUAAUUAGGUUUAAUAAAGAUUUGAAGAUUAA